CCGUGUUUGUUCGAUUUCGUUUAAAGGAUGUCGAAAAUCUUGUUAGCCAAAAUUUUCUCCAGAAAAAAAUUUAAUAAAAUAAAAUUUCUUGGUACGCAAUAAAAAAAAUAUCUUCGUUGCUAAGGAAUUCAAUUAAUUUCAUCAUCCACUUGCGUUCCGUUUUGACCAAGUUUCUUUGAAAGCACAGCCCUCCCCAUCCAUAUUCUAUGAUUUUUCCGGAAAUUUUUUUUAGUUUCUUAUAUUUUUCCUCCUGCAUUUAACACCCUAGCUCCUCAAGUUUUGCUUCAAAACCCACAAAGGGUAAUUGCAGUUCUCCCCGGGGAUUUCAAUGGGACUGCAGCAAUCGAAAGAUGAGUUGCUCCAUCAGCAAGUCAGCUGUGGAAACAUCGAAGGGAUUAAAGCACUCUGCAGAGACGGUGCAGGCCUGGAGUGGAUUGAUAGAGAGGGGAAAACCCCUUUGAUUGCGGCCUGUAUAAAUCCUGGGCUCUAUAACCUUGCAAAAACCUUGAUUGAACUCGGUGCAAACGUCAACGCCUAUCGCCCCGGUCGUCAUGCUGGGACUCCUCUACAUCAUGCAGCUAAAAAAGGCCUAGAAGAUGUUGUUAAAUUACUUCUUUCGCAUGGAGCAAAUGCUUUAAUCAUGAAUGAUGACUGUCAAAGUCCUCUUGACGUUGCUAGGGCGAAAGGGCACACCAAUGUUGUCCGCGCAAUUGAGAGGCAUAUUUGCUUAUUCUCUGGUUGGUUGCGGGAGUUUUAUGGUCCUGGAUUUCUCGAAGUACUUGCUCCUCAGUUGGUUUCAAGAAAAGUUUGGGUUGUUGUUUUGCCAUGUAGUUCUCGCAAACCCACCAAGCCUUUCAAGUUGGAGCUUGCCAUGUAUCCUACCAUGCAGGAUGCCAAGCCACGGACAGUUAUUGCAUUGUGGAAAGUCAAUCUGGAAGAACCAAAGUUACACCUGUCUGAUCCUUCAGUUGUGAUUCACGAUAACGCCGCAAUCCCAAGAGGCAGGAGGCGGAGAAGAAGCAUGUACAUCGCCCAAGAGGCUAGUAGUAGGCAUCAAAAACUUAGGCAAACACGUGUCAAACUUGCAGCUGCAGAUGAAAAUGACAAGCAACAACUUCAGUUGUUUUGCAAUGCAUGCAAAGGAAUUCCACAGGCGUGUCCUGCGUUUUUGGGUAACAACCAACCCCCAGUUGCUCCAGCAACGGCGCCACCAGCUGCUCCAGCAACGGCACCACCAGCGGCAGAAGAUUUAGAGUUGGCCAUGGCUAUUAGUGCUUCCAUUCAGUCUGCUAUGCAGGAGAGAGCAUCCUUUCCUGAUCCUCAGCCAACCUAUGAAGGAAGUGCAUCCAGUAGUUAUAAUGGUUGGGCCGGAGCCUCUCCGAGUAAUUACAGUUACAAUGGUUGGGGUGUACCAACUGCCGCUGCUACUCCAAAAGUAAGUAGCAGCAAGUGGUCAGGGACUGAGAGUAGCAAAGUUGGAGAGUCAUCUCAGCAGGUGGAAAUCCAGGAUACCUCUUCUGUCCAAACAGCUCCUACCUCAGAUAUAAUCCUAUCAGCCCCACCAGUUGCAGAUGAUAGUCUAGAUGCAGCUCGUAUUCACUAUCCUUCAAUUGAUUUCAGUCCUAUCGAUAUCCCAUCCCCAAGCCUUGAAAGCAAACGUGCUAAAGUUGAAGAGAAGAAAGGUGAAAGCGGUUCAUGUGUGAUUUGUUUGGAUGCUCCAGUUGAAGGAGCUUGCAUCCCUUGUGGACAUAUGGCUGGAUGCAUGUCCUGUUUGAAGGAGAUUAAAGGCAAGAAAUGGGGAUGCCCCGUCUGUCGAGCCAAGAUAGACCAGGUUAUAAGGCUGUAUGCUGUAUGAUCAGUUAUCCAUAAUAUAUAUAAGUUCAGCAUUGUUACUGCAAACACCUUGAAAGAUAUGUUUUUGUAUCAUAGUAUGUACUGGAUGAAGUUGUGUGUGACUUAAGGUUUCUGUACAUGUUACCACAUAGUAUUUACGUUUCACUAUGUUUCUUAAAUAUCAGCGAGACGGCAACCUCUGUUAAUUUUGAUUUUCCAUGAUUUUUUUGUAAGUUGUAUAUGUGAAUAAACAAAUUUCCCAAUUAACUUUGGGCUGGCUGUUCAAGUUUUA
Molecule: messenger RNA, 2125 nt
Organism: Pyrus x bretschneideri (Chinese white pear)
Lineage: Eukaryota; Viridiplantae; Streptophyta; Magnoliopsida; Rosales; Rosaceae
Product: putative E3 ubiquitin-protein ligase XBAT35
Molecular function (GO): protein binding
Source: RefSeq, a predicted model, not a curated record